AUUCGUAAGCAUUAGCAUCAUUAUUUUGCCUUGCCUCCGUGUAGUGAUAUAUAUAAAAAUUAUUUUAUAAUGUAAAAAAAUUAUUAUUUUUAAUUUUAAUAAUGUUUCUUCUAUCAACCAAGAAGCUGUAGAAGGAUCGAAACCAAACCGCUUUUCUCAAUUGCUGGACAAUUUUUCGGGAGUCUUAUCGGAGAAACCCCCGAUCCUUUAUUAGGGUUUUUCGGUUUCUUCAUUCAUUUACCGGAGCUUCAUCGUUCAAUGGAGUCUUCUCUGGCUUUUCACGACGGCAAUAUCUACGAUUUUCUUCAGUCUCGGUACCUCGACGUUCGACCUGAUGUUAAUUCCAGUUUGCAUAUGCAUUCAUCAUUGGUACGGAGACUUUCUCAAGAAAAAGAAUUAGAGGGGCACCAAGGUUGUGUUAAUGCAAUUGCUUGGAAUUCCACAGGAACACUUAUGAUAUCUGGAUCAGAUGACACACGGAUUAAUAUUUGGAGCUACUCUGGCAGAAGCCUUCUGCAUUCUAUAGAGACUGGGCAUUGUGCAAACAUAUUUUGCACAAAAUUCAUACCAGAAACUUCUGAUGAGCUUGUAGUCUCUGGAGCUGGAGAUGCAGAAGUUCGGCUGUUUAAUUUAUCUCGUUUAAAUGGGAGAGGAGAGGAGGACAAUGCUAUUACUCCAUCAGCUAUGUAUCAAUGUCACACUAGAAGAGUAAAAAAAUUAGCUGUUGAAAUUGGAAACCCUAAUAUGGUAUGGAGUGCAAGUGAAGAUGGCACUUUGAGGCAGCAUGACUUUCGAGAGGGCACUUCUUGUCCUCCUGCUGGAUCUUCCCACCAAGAAUGUCGCAAUGUUUUGCUUGACUUGCGGAGUGGAGCAAAGAGGUCACUAGCUGAUCCUCCCAGACAAACCCUUGCUUUAAAAUCUUGUGAUAUCAGUACUACUAGACCUCACUUGCUCCUUGUUGGUGGGAGUGAUGCGUUUGCACGUUUAUAUGAUAGAAGGAUGCUGCCACCAUUGACAUCCAGUCAGAAAAGGAUGUCACCUCCUCCCUGUGUUAACUAUUUUUGUCCAAUGCAUCUUUCUGACCGUGGACGCUCAAGCUUACAUCUAACUCAUGUUGCAUUUAGUCCAGACGGGGAUGAGGUCCUCCUAAGUUAUAGUGGGGAGCAUGUCUAUUUGAUGGAUGUAAAUUGUGCUGGUGGGAGUGCUAUGCAUUAUACUUCAGGAGAUGUUUCCCAGCUUAUGAGCUUCUCUCCUGUACUCGGUGGAGCAGAACUACAUAAACCAACGUCCGAUGUCUUCCCAAAGUAUCUUUCUAAAAGGAGAAAUGCUGCUAGACUUGACAAGUGCAGAAAACUAGUUCAACUAGCUCAAAGAUCCUUAGAGGAGGGGACAAAUUAUUAUUAUGGUAUUGAACUCUGCAAUGAAGUUUUGGAUGGUUAUGGUCAUGAUAUUGGGCUUGCGCUGAAGCAUGAAUGUCUCUGCACUCGUGCUGGAUUAUUGCUCAAGCGGAAGUGGAAAAAUGAUGCUAACAUGGCUGUUAGAGACUGCUAUAAUGCUCGAAGAAUUGAUAGCUCAUCUUUUAGGGCACAUAACUACAUGUCUGAAGCUUUAUCACAGUUGGGCAAACAUAAAGAAGCACUCGAUUUUGCCCGUGCUGCUCAGUGUUUGGCCCCCUCCAGUUCUGAAGUAGCAGAAAGAGUGGAGAGUAUAAAGAAAGAUCUUGCUGAAGCUGAAGCAGAAAGAAAUAAUAAGGGAAAUGAUGGAGCACCUAGGUCUGAACCUCGAGGGGGAAGAGUUCUAUCAUUGAGUGACAUACUUUACCGAGCUGAGGCCAAUAGUGAUGCUUCGCAAGAUGGUCCUAGAUCUGAAAGAGAAGAUUCUGAUUACGAUGAGGAAUUGGAGUUGGAUUUUGAAACGUCAAUCUCGGGUGAUGAAGAUCAUGAUGCUGAACCCAACGUUUUGCAUGGAAGUUUAAAUCUGAGAAUUCAUAGAAAAAGUGAUUCAGCUAGAGAAAAUGGAGGGGCAAAUGGCUUGUGUGGAUCACCUUCAUCGUCAUCUCAUAAUGAAAGACAUCAGCCUGAGGCAGUUAUUGACAUGAAACAAAGAUAUCUUGGCCACUGUAAUGUUGGAACUGACAUAAAGCAAGCUAGUUUUCUUGGUCAAAGAGGUGAAUAUGUUGCGAGUGGAAGUGAUGAUGGAAGAUGGUUUAUCUGGGAAAAGCGAACUGGUAGAUUGAUAAAAAUGCUUCAUGGAGAUGAAGCUGUUGUCAACUGUGUGCAGUGCCAUCCUUCUGAUUGUGUUGUGGCAACCAGUGGGAUUGAUAACACAAUAAAGAUUUGGACUCCAAGUGCUUCUGUUCCAUCUAUUGUAGCUGGUGGAGCAGCAGGACCAGAAACUUCGGACUUUCUGGUUGCCAUGGAAGGCAACCAACGCAGAUUAUGCCGCAAUCGUGAAGCUAUCCUGUGCAGGCCCUUUGAAAUUCUGGAGCGGUUUCGGAUGCAUGAGUUCACUGAAGGAAGCUUGCGUCCUUUUGAGUGUGCUCAGAGCUAAUCAGGUUUCUACCAAAGCUUGUUAGGAUACUAAAAAUAGACAGUUUUGACGAAAAGCACAUAUUGGUACUGAAUUUUCCCUUCGCAUCAUUGCAGAUUAGUUAUCAACCAUUGUAAAUGGAUUGGUUGCGGUUUUGAGUUAUGGCAAGGUUGGGGAAAGCUGGUAUAGCAAACUGUUGUUGAUGAUCAUGGAGAAUCUAGUUGCCCGUGUAUAAGCGGUUGGGGCACCCCAAAUAUUAAGUUGAAAAUAAAGAGGUCAUCAUUGCAUAAUUUUGUUCGUUUUUUCUCCUUGAGCAUUUGGCUUGCUGAUAAAUUUAUUGAAAACAAUACUGUAUAGCAGAGAGGAAGCUCACUAGAGCCUGCUUGAGCUUCCUAUUGGUACCUUUUUUUUUUUUUUUUUUUUUUUUGGGCGGGGUAAUAUUAUAGUGCACUUUUUUGCUCAGUUUGUACAGAAUAAGGGAUCUAGAAACGCUGGUAUAAAUCUUUAUAUAGUUCGCUUGUAACGGGCAUGAUUGCCCCCACUUUCCUCCUCGUUAUUUGACCAAACAGAGUUUCCUUUUUGGCUAUCAACUGUUUUGGUUGUGUUUUGAUGUUAUAGUAAUGGAAAUGGCUUGUGAGGAAUAAAAUUGAUGAAUUUGGAGAUCUCUAA
This is a messenger RNA of Ziziphus jujuba (common jujube), 3198 nucleotides long. Its product is annotated as protein ALTERED SEED GERMINATION 2. Bases 259 to 2550 code for a protein of 763 amino acids. Gene Ontology annotation, molecular function: protein binding. The record is from RefSeq and is a predicted model, not a curated record. Gene Ontology annotation, cellular component: cytoplasm; Cul4-RING E3 ubiquitin ligase complex. Gene Ontology annotation, biological process: negative regulation of fatty acid biosynthetic process. NCBI's taxonomy places the organism in Eukaryota, Viridiplantae, Streptophyta, Magnoliopsida, Rosales, Rhamnaceae. The transcript has 20 exons.